Molecule: messenger RNA, 894 nt
Organism: Menidia menidia (Atlantic silverside)
Lineage: Eukaryota; Metazoa; Chordata; Actinopteri; Atheriniformes; Atherinopsidae
Source: the annotation of a GenBank genome assembly
UUGUCUCCAGGUCCACUGAUAAUGUCUGGUUACACAAGUCGUCUGUGGUCUCAUGACUCCCAGCCUCAGUUCUGGACCAAGUACCAGGUGUGGGAGUGGCUGCAGCAGGUUAUGGACAUACACCAGAUCGAUGCCUCCAGUAUUCCCUUCCAAAACUUCGACAUGGAUGGCCAUCAGCUUUGCAGUCUAGGCUAUCAGGACUUUGUCCGUGCUGCUGGCAGCGUGGGACCCAUUCUCUUCCAAAACAUCACAGAACUCAAAUGGAGUGGGCAGUGCAACGUGGAUAUAGGACAGCUGGAGCUCAAACCUGAUGACUUUUCCUCUCCAUUUCCAGAUGUCAGCUAUCCACCUGGAGACAUCUACGAUCCCUCAUUUCACCCUCCUGCAUCUGAUGCCUCUCCCACUCCUUCUAGUCCUGAUAUCAAACGAUCUUUCCAACGAGGUCAUCAGGCCAAAAAACACAACCCAAGAGGAACCCACUUGUGGGAGUUCAUCAGGGACAUUCUGCUGAACCCGGAGCGGAACCCAGGGCUGAUUAAGUGGGAGGAUCGGACAGAGGGAGUUUUCCGUUUCCUGAAGUCGGAGGCAGUGGCACAGCUGUGGGGAAAGAAGAAAAAUAACAGCAGCAUGACUUAUGAGAAACUUAGUCGUGCAAUGAGAAUGGUUAACAUCAUCAUCAUCAUCAUCAUCAUCAUCAUCAUCAUCAUCAUCAUCAUCAUCAUCAUCAUCAUCAUCAUCAUCAUCAUCAUCGUCAUCAUCAUCGUCAUCAUCAUCAUCUUCAUCAUCAUUUGUUUAUACUAUUACAAAAGAGAAAUCUUGGAACGCGUAGAUGGACGCAGACUGGUGUACAAGUUUGGGAGGAAUGCGAGAGGAUGGAGGGAGACGGAGAAGUGA